AUGGCAGAGAGUGCAGUACAGUUUCUUCUGGACAAGGUUGCACCACUUUUCGAAAAUGAUAUUCAACUUAUGGGAGGGGUUAGGGAAGAAAUCGUGUAUCUGAGAGGGGAACUGGAGUGCAUGACCACUUUUCUGAGGGUUGCUGAUGCAUUUGAAGAGAGUGAUGAGGAAGUCAAAGUAUGGGUGAAGCAAAACAUGAAAUCUCAAUACCGAAUUGCCGCUGAGUUACAAGGCAUCAACUUGAGAAUCAGAAAAAUCUCGGAGGUUCAUAGGAGACUACGUCACAAGUUUAAUAUGGCUGAACAAGAUGGUAGGGUGGCUUGUCAUCGGUGGUUCCGGACGAGAAGUAAUUUCUGUGGCUGGAAUGGGAGGACUGGGAAGACAACCUUGGCGAAGCAAGUCUAUGAUGCAGCAGAAGUGAAGAAGCAGUUCAAAGUAAGCGCUUGGAUCACGGUUACUCAGUCUUUCAAACUCGGGGAACUCCUCGAAAACAUGAUUAACAAUCAAUUGAAAACAAUAAUCAAGGCCUUCCUGCAGAAAAUGAGGUACCUAAUUGUUCUCAACGAUGCGUGGGAUAUGGACGGAUGGCCCUCUCUGAAGUAUGCCUUGCCUAACAAUACUUGUGGCAGUCGAGUCAUACUAACUACUCGAAAAACUGAUGGCCUUGCCAUUGUGGCAGUCAUCGAUGUUUUGGCUACCAAAGACAAGCGCAGGAUUAACGAGUGGGAUAUGGUUGGCCAUAGCCUUGGUGCUGAAAUGGAGGGCAAUGACAAACUCAAGGACUUGAAACAAGUACUUUCACUCAGCUUUAAUGACUUACCUUACUAUCUCAAGUCUUGCUUCUUGUACCUGAGCAUCUUUCCUGAGGAUCACCUAAUCGAGAAUAUGAGACUUGUUCGGUUAUGGAUGGCAGAGGGUUUUAUCGAAGCAAAACAAGGCAAAACACUACAAGAUGUUGCAGAGGACUACCUGAAUGAACUGUUGAAUAGAAGCAUGAUUCAAGUAGCGGAGACAACGUCCGAUGGAAGAGUCAAAAGCUUUCGUGUCCAUGAUCUUCUCCGUGAGAUUAUCACCUUCAAGAUAAGAGAUCAGAACUUUGCCACAAUUGCUAAAGAGCAAAACAUACCAUGGCCUGAUAAAGUCCGACGCCCGUCAAUGCAUACCUCUUUGCAAUACAUACAGAAAAACAGGUCCGGUUCUCAACUACGUUCUUUGCUUAUGUUCAGAGUUACUGAGAAGCCACUACUGCAAACAAUUUUUCUUGGAGGUUUUAGGCUUCUUACUAUGUUGGAUUUGCAAAGCGCACCUCUAAAUGUUUUUCCAGUUGAAGCUGUCAACCUUUUCUUUUUGAAGUAUCUAAGCUUGAAAGGUACCGGGGUGAAAACCAUUUCGAAAUUUAUAGGGACGCUUCAGAACCUGGAGACUUUGGAUCUGAAGCAUUCUCUGGUCAUUGAACUCCCAAGUGAAAUUCUGAAGCUUCAACUUCUACAUCAUCUUUUAGUAUAUCGUUAUGAAUUUGUACGUAGAGAAAUUUUUUAGACAAAAUGUGGCUUUAAGUUGCUUGCAAACAUAGGGGCUUUAACUUGCCUUCAAAAACUUUGUUUCAUUGAGGUAAACCAAGAUGGAGGUGCCAUAUUAAGGGAGCUGGGGAAACUAAUUCAAUUGAGAUGGUUAGGCAUUGUACAUGUGAGGAAACAAGACGGAAAGGCUCUUUGUUCAUCCGUCGAAAAGCUGACCAAACUUCGCGCUUUGUCCAUAACUUCGGCAGAAGAUGAUGAGAUCAUUGAUCUGCAACACAUUUAUUCUCCCCCUCCACUGCUUCAGCGCUUAUACUUCAAGGACGAUUGGACACAUUGCCUCACUGGAUACCUUCUAUGGACAGCCUUGUCAAGUUACAUCUGAAAUGGAGUAGGUUAAAGGACAAUCCCUUGUAUUCCUUCAGUAUCUGCCCAUCCUAGUACAUCUCGAAUUAUCUCAGGUGUCUGAAGGAGACAUAUUGUGUUUUGGAGCUGGAGGAUUUAAGAAGCUCAAACAUUUAGGCAUUGGUGAGUUUGAUGAGCUUAGAUGUAUAGAGGUGCAAGUGGGAGUAAUGUCGUCCAUUGAAAAGCUAAGUAUCCGGCACCGUAAGUCGUUAGAGAAGGUGCCAUCCGGGAUUGAACACCUGAACAAGCUGAAGGUGCUUGAAUUAUUUAAUAUGCCAGAAAAGUUGGUCAAGACACUGACUCCACACGAACAAGGCAACGAUUAUUGGAAGCUUGCGCAUGUCCUGGAAGUUUAUUUCACCAACUUGAGAGAGUCUCGGUGGAGGUCUACCCUUUGGAGGGUUUGAAUGAAGGAGAAAACUUUCCUCAAAGGCUCAAAUCAUUUCUCUCAUGAAGAGCCACGAACUUGAAACUCGUUGGAAGUAAUGUUUUACUUCACCUGAUCAGUUUGAUAUUACUAAAGGAGA
Messenger RNA from Pyrus x bretschneideri (Chinese white pear), 2449 nucleotides. Its product is annotated as toMV susceptible protein tm-2-like. Lineage: Eukaryota; Viridiplantae; Streptophyta; Magnoliopsida; Rosales; Rosaceae. The record is from RefSeq and is a predicted model, not a curated record. Gene Ontology annotation, molecular function: ADP binding. Gene Ontology annotation, biological process: defense response to other organism.